UAACAGCCUGCUGAUCGUCCCGCUCGAGAGCACCAACCACAAUACUCAAUUCCACUUGAUUUUACUGCUGGUGCUGGACCCGUCUGGUUGCUGCCCGAGCACAACAUAUGAACAGCAGGCUUUCUCCCCCCCUCACCCUCCUACAUCCGUCCCAAUCACGCCCGCAUAGACGAGCACUCGUCCGGCUGCCGCUGCUGCUCCUGUUUAAAGUGAGCGCUUCGCUUCUGCUUGGUCUUGGCCCAAACACAGGCACCCUCUACUCUCCUGUGUCAUGGACGCUGUCUUCGACGACUCCACGCCCGCGGAACGUCAUCACCAUCCUCACAUCUCGUCCUUCCUGACACCAUCGUCCGAGAGGGAACCUCUGUGCUACUUCACCUACAUUCCGUCCGCACCGUCGGACCACUGGUCAAUCGAGACGCCGCUGCCCUCGCCCGGCUUGACGGAGCACAUUAUCACCCCAGACCCGCACAACCCGCUUCUCGCAGCCCGGCCGCCCAUCCUCUCGCUGCCGCCCCAGACGAUGGACGCCUCCAAGCUACUGCAGCUGCAGACCGCCGCCGCCCACCCGCAGCGGCCCAAGCCUCGCCCGCACCAGGACGUGCUCGAGCUGAGCGACGACAGCGCCUCCAGCUCCGCCUCGUCCGAGAGCGGCGCCAGCUCCGCCUCCUUGUCGUCCUCGUCCUCCUCGCGGCCGAGGAUCUGCUCCCGCUGCCAGACCACCUUCGGCGAGUUCGUCGCCUUCUCGAUCAACGCGUACUACUGCACGCGCUGCGCCAAGAUCACCGGCCUGAUCGGAGGCUGAACGGCCCGCCAGCAUCCACCACCACCACCACCAUCAUCAUCAUCAUCACCACCGUCAUCACGUGUUCCACUGGCCGUACCGUUGCCGUCAUGUACACGCCGCCCUGCUCAGGCGCAAGACAACGCAGAGAGGGGUGCAAGGCGCAGACGCAUCGCGCGGCGUUUGCUACCCUCCCCUUUCCAUCCCUCUCUCCCUCUCUCUCUCUCUCUCUCCGCCCUUCCUACCAUUUUAGAACUGGGGAGGGCACCGCAGAAAGACAGGUGCGACGGUGACCCGAACGAGACGAAACGGGGGAAAAAAAAAGGCGCGAGCCAAACAAAGGUUUCUCUGUGCGCUCCCACGCUUCGUUGUGGGGGAACACGAAGUGCAAAAUCUGGCGGCACGCUCCGAGAGCUGCUCCUCACCUUCGUCUUCCUCGUUAUUCUUCCUUUCCCGUACUGGCUACGACCGGCUGCAUGGCGGAGAACCAGCGCGUGUCUCUUUUUUGCACGUACAUUCGUCUCCCGCGCCGAUUGGAAGGAAAUUGGAUCCGCCUUGUCUGACGGAGAGCGGACGUUCAUUUGGGUGAAUCGGCCUCGUGCCCGAGCUUACUGGUUUUUAUUCAUGGCACGUGAAGAUGGAAAAGGCAGGACUGCUGGAGCUGCAUUUGAUGUUUUGUAACGAAAGAUACCCAUAGACGUUUUGUUAUAAUUUGAGCGAUCUUUGUUUUUUUUU
This is a messenger RNA of Verruconis gallopava, 1519 nucleotides long. RefSeq lists its product as uncharacterized. The record is from RefSeq and is a predicted model, not a curated record. Bases 272 to 805 code for a protein of 177 amino acids. The transcript has a single exon. NCBI's taxonomy places the organism in Eukaryota, Fungi, Ascomycota, Dothideomycetes, Venturiales, Sympoventuriaceae.